This is a messenger RNA of Periconia digitata, 327 nucleotides long. The record is from the annotation of a GenBank genome assembly. NCBI's taxonomy places the organism in Eukaryota, Fungi, Ascomycota, Dothideomycetes, Pleosporales, Periconiaceae.
CCCUAUUUGACGAUGGCAGUGAUCCGCAUCAACACCACCCACGUCUAUCAAAAAGUUUCGUUCCAUAUACACGAGCAAAGUAACAGUCACGCACGAAAAGUUAUAUUGCGAGGAGACAACCAUUGCUUAAUUUCGGGAAACCUUUCCCAACGCAUAUGUGUUAGCUUAUUGUGUGAGAAAGGAAAGAGAGGGGAGGCGGAGAGAGAGAUUUAUAUGCCUUCCCCUCGAUUUGCACUAAUCCAAAUGCGAUGGAAAUCAUCACCGCGGACGCAAAACUCAAGAGUACGGGCAAUACCUAAAAGAAUACCAAGAUACAUAUGUAUCUAA